This is a messenger RNA of Australozyma saopauloensis, 4851 nucleotides long. RefSeq names its product ubiquitin-protein ligase. Lineage: Eukaryota; Fungi; Ascomycota; Pichiomycetes; Serinales; Metschnikowiaceae. The transcript has a single exon. Gene Ontology annotation, cellular component: RQC complex; cytosol. Gene Ontology annotation, molecular function: ubiquitin protein ligase activity; zinc ion binding; ribosomal large subunit binding. The coding region runs from base 1 to 4851 and encodes 1616 amino acids. Gene Ontology annotation, biological process: ribosome-associated ubiquitin-dependent protein catabolic process; rescue of stalled cytosolic ribosome. The record is from RefSeq and is a predicted model, not a curated record.
AUGAGGUCCUUUUUUUAUCCAGAUCCAAUCUUUAGUGUGUAUCUGCACCAGAUCGCACUCUAUAUUUUUCACUCUACAGAUAACAAGUUUGCCACCAUGGCUUCCACCACAGCUCAAUUACAAAACCCCGGAGACCUCGGAUACAAUGGCUUCCCCGUGUUGCUCUUCUACUUGGCCCCGGUCGACGUAGAGGCGAUCGGCGACCACAAUGUCGCAAUUGUGUUCAAGAACAUCAUGAAGAAAAACGCCGUGACUAGAGAGAAAGGACUCACAGAAUUUCUCCGAAUGAUCGAGGGCGAUGCGUUUGAUAUCUCUGACUACAACAUUCUUGCAUGCUGGCUCCAGAUCUAUCCUCGAAUGGGAAUCGAUGCCUCCAAGACGGUCAGAAUGCUCGCAGUCCAGAUUGAGGCCAUGUACAUGGAGAAGUACGGAGCAAAGGAAUUUAGCAAGUAUCUCAAAAGCUCGAUGCCCACGUGGCUCAAUGCAUUGUAUGAUGAGCGGUCCAUUGCCGCUGCGGCUAGAGCAGGUCUACUUAGCUGUUUCGGCAACGAUCAGGAGAGAGUUGACGCCAAGAUAUGGGUGGUGUUCCACGAGCAGAUUGUCAACUACUGCCAUGCGGCUCUUGUGCAUGAAACGCCUGCGUCGCUUAUCGACCAGAGAUACGAAAACGCCGAGGAGCUGGUGUUGAAGUAUAACCGUACUGUAAAUUCGGCUGUUCAAAUGCUUCUAAAACUCGUACGCUUAGUAAAUAGUCGUCAACUCACAAUGUCUGAGUUUGCGCUCUCGCAGUUCGAGGAUAUCCUCUCCUCAGAGGCAUUGUGGGACCUUUUGGGCCUCAGUCUUUCGAAGGACUCGUUGAGCAUGCCGCUCUUGAAGACUCUCCUCACAUUCAUCGUGGCGCUCUUCAGCUUCUCUGAGCAAUCUAAACUGUCUCCGGUUAUUGAUAGUCUCUCAGACCUCAAAGGUAUCUAUAAGGUGGUUUCGAAAAAGUUCAUCAAGCAUGUGAAAAUUGAUGGCUCGCAAAACCGUGUGCUUUAUUCAUCUGUUGCACCCUCCCUUGUCGAAGCGCUUGCUACCUUGACGUCAGCUUCCUCCGUCGAGCUGAAUUCCAAGAAGCAUAAGCUCAAAAAGAAUUUCUGGGUAUUGGGAGGCUCCAAGAGUUUUUCGAGGCUCAGAGAUUACUUGAAGCUUGGUCCAUGCAAUUCUGAACCGAUAUAUUUCGAAAAAUUGACGCGCUUGUUCGUCGCCAUUGAUGAGGCUGGAAUUGAGUCAAAUGACGAAUUCCAGUUUUUGGAUUUCAGCGACCACGACCACGCAAAGCUAGUCAUCCUGAAGAUUCUACUCCCCCAACUAGAUCUGUUUAAAGGUAUGGACCUGCUUUCGUUCAAAUACCAUUUCACCAGCUGUGUUUUCCAAACCCUUUCCCUCUUCUCUCUGCGUUGUGACACCACUUCAGACUUGAACAUAGCCGUUUACAUGAGCUUAUUAGACUCCUUUGCAACACCAGCAUUAAGAGGCCAACAAGACCUCAAAAAGAAAUGCCUUGAAAAUUUCGAUACUCUCUCUAGAAAUGUCACGAUAGACCAUUUAUCAGCUACUGCUGAAUUAGUGGCUACCAUUGGUCUCAAGCCUCCAUUUCAAGUGCAAAAUCAACAACUCAAAGCUUCCUCAAAACAACUUUGUAUUACGUAUUUUGAUACUCUUGGUGCUGACAAUGACAACGAAAAUAACUUCGUUGCCGCACUAUUAGAAAAGAUCGAUGAGUGUUACGAGCCUGAGGAACUACAAUGUGGACUUGAGAUAUUGUUGCAUAUUUUGACCAGUUCCAAUACAAGAUAUGAUUCUAUAAUUGAGUGGUCGCAAUCACUUCCGAGCCUUGUUUCGGAGACUUUCGUGGAAUUGCCGAUCGCCGUCUUCGAAGCCCUCUUGAAGUCAGAGAGCAAGUCAAACUUCAAAGACUUGUUUGAAGACUUCUUCACAAAGAUAAUGUCUGACGCACCAUCUCAUAUGAAAAAGUUACUAUCUCUCCUCUCUGAGCAAGACACAUUUAACAUUGUCUCCUUAGAAGAGUCUUUUCCAGAAGCCCAUGCGUACUUACUUGAAUUGUCACAGAAGCUGACGAGACUGAAGGAUGAAGAGCAUAUCAUAUAUUCUUACCUUCAUGAUAAGGAAAUCUUUCAGAACCUUCUCGAUUCCGAAGGGUCAGAAUACGGUGCUAUCAAAUUCAGGGACUUCUUACUUGCACGAGGUGAGGCAGUAUCUGCUCUUGAACAAGCCUCUCCUGCAAUUGCAUACAUUAUCAAGAAGUGUUUUGUUGGUGAAAUUGAUCCUUCAAAUGAAAAAUUUUUGUCGCUCUUUACCGACAAGUCAUUGAUUCAAGCUACCAUUUUCGAUCAUUUACAAGAGAGAUAUGUCUACUCAAAUGAUGCAAUCAAUUUUAUGGCAUCUCAUCCUGAUGUGUUGCCUUUUUCUCAACUAGGUGAGGCAAUUGAAGCCGCUAUAUCUUGUAUUGACCUUCGUCCCUUGGCCCUCGCAAACCGCCUUGGUCAUGAUAUUGUACUCAUUCAAGAGACAAAAAAACUGCAACUUAUGCCUUCCAUAAUCCCACUUGGGGAAUUUUUGGCAUCGCUUUUGGAGAGCGAUCAAAGCCAAGCGAUCGUUGAAUUGGCAUCCUUAUACUUGGAGUAUCUUUCUGACUUUGAAUUCUUGGUGAAUGCUGAAGAAGUACCUGAGGGACUUUCUGUGGUGACCUCUCGACUUGAGAGCUUGCUCGAAAAUCUUUGCUGCAUAUCUAAAGAUAAUUUGGUAGAUUUGGCCAAUGGAAACGCAGAGAAAUAUAUUUUCAUCGAUUUCGCAGCCUCUGUUUCUGGUAAAGGACCUUUUAAUAGCUCCCAAUUCUACCGUGCCAAAGUUCUUGCCAGAGCAAUCGACAAGGGACUCGAAAAUGUAUCACAACAUGAAUUUGAUGCUUUCGAAAUCAAGUACACUCAACUUGUGAGCCAUCCUUUGAGACUUGCCCUCAUUCUCUCCUCUUGUGAUAAAUUUAUUGCCUCGUCGCCAAAAUUGGAUCGCCUCAGGACAUAUGUGUUCAGUGAGAUACUUGGUGUACGGAAUAACGACAUCAUGACAAGUGGACUCACUUGGCUCUGCUUGAGUACUCAUUUUAUUGAGACAGCUGAUUAUGGCUCUAUUCUAGCUGUUCACAAGAUGGCCAUGGUGUACAAUAAAUUAUGGGACUGGCUCAACUCCGAUAUUGCAUUCGAUGCAGAAUUCAUACCAAUGAGAUAUCUCAUUUCUAUCUUCUUGACGAAAUUGAUUGAAAAUCAUGGUGCGGUGGUUCCUGACAAAGUGUGGGAGAUUUCGAUUGAUAUGUGUUUGAACAAUUUGAGCACAUCUCAAGUCGAGCCAAAUACGCUCAGUUUGCGAUACAGCACUAUGAAGCUUUUCACAGCACUCAACAGGCAAAUGCCUGAUGCAUCUGUGGAGUGGAAAGAAUCCAGGAAGGCCAUUUACGAAGAGCUCUUGGCAAUUCUUACCGAUCAAUCGAUAGAAACUGAAUCUAUUGCUGUAAAUAAUAGCCCGGUCAGUAUUUGCAAUGAUUUGAUUGCUAGAACUUUCAGCCGAGCUACAGUUCCAACUUCAAUUAUAACUCCAAAAGUCUCUCAACUCUAUGAGGUCCUCAAUUCUUCCAAAUUUGUGAGCCUCCAAAGAGUCGCGGUAGGCCUUCUUAAGAGCUACAUUCUCGAAUCCCAGCAAGACUUGGUGAUUGAAUACCAGCUCAAAAAAGCAAAUCUUAAGGGCAGCCAAGAGGAACUCGAGAUUUCGCCGAAAUUGCCGGAACCACUCUUGAGCACUAUCGAGGUCGCUAAUAACGGAAAACAUUUAGAAGACUUAGUGGAGGAAGGUGCCGACUCUCAAGCCGCUCGCUUCAUUUGGAGCUGGUACCUCAUUUUUAUGCAUUUUCAAGACACGACUUUCAAUUUGAAAUCGGAAUACAUUAAUCAGAUUCGUGGAGACGGUAACGUGGAGUUCCUCUUGGAUACGAUUUUCGACACUAUUUGGCCAAAUGACAUAUCAUUCCUCAAUCAGUUGGUCUUGAGUCCAAUUGAGAAAGGUACCAAGGUGACACAAGAGAACUGUUUGAUCCAAAAGUAUGAUAUUCUUGAGGGUUUCGCUGGACAUGUCUGGAAAGAAGAGAUUCACUUUGCCUUAGUUCACUUAUACUACUUGAGUUUCCAAUACUUAGGCUCUCAAGUUCAACAGUGGUACAAUAAUAUUCGCGAUUUGCAACAGAAGCAGACAAUAAGCAAAUUUUCGGAGAACUACUUGUCUCCGCUCCUUGUGACCAAGAUGCUCGAUGAAGUUGAAAGCUCCAAGGACAAAUUAAUUGCUGCAGAUGAGAACCUCACCAUUCGAGUGAACAGAGUCACUAAUGAAAUCAAAAGCAUUUACAUCAUUGAUGAACAAACCAUGGAAAUGGUUGUCAAAAUUCCACAGACAUAUCCGCUUUCAAGUGUUGCAGUGGAAGGCCCUCUCCGUCUAGGUGUCAAGGAAAAUCAAUGGAAAGCAUGGUUAUUGGCAUCUCAAAGAGUCAUUUCAUUGACCAAUGGAUCCAUCAUUGAGAGUAUUGAGCUUUUUAACCGAAACGUGAAUCUCCACUUCUCCGGGUUUGUUGAGUGUGCAAUUUGUUACUCCAUUCUUCAUCAAGACCAUUCAUUACCCUCAAAAACUUGUCCAACGUGUCUGAACAAAUUUCACUCGGCAUGUUUGUACAAAUGGUUUAAGAGUUCGGGUAGUAGUACCUGUCCGUUGUGUCGCUGCACCUUCAACUUCCAGCUUGCGCGUGGAUGA